AUGGCGCUUUCUUUCGUGCGGCGUAUGAAGUCCCUGUGGCCCUUCUCCAGGCCGAGAUUCGAUGACCUGAAAACUUCGAACGAGCUGGUCCGGAAGCUCCCGGUUCCCGAGCAGACGAAGCAGUUCGUCUUCGCCGUGGGGGAGCCCGAGUCGCGGUCCGUGGUUUACGUGCUCGCCGUGCAGAACCUGUCCGAGCGGUCCGCGCGGGACGCCGAGUGCUUGAUCUGGGAGGUUCGGCCGGGCGCGGUCGUGGCGCAGGUGGAUCCGUUGGAUUCCGGUGAGGUUCAGCCCGUCGAGUGUGUGCCGGGCGAUGGGGUCGAUUGCGCCGUGCCCACCUCGGCACUGGGCGUUCUCAGGCGUUGCUUUGUGGAUAAACUCAAUAAGGAGAAGUACGAGAAUGUUGCUGGGGGCUUGGUUUUGCGGGAGAUCUUUGGUAUCGGCUUUCAUGGCCAUUUCUUUGCCGCCAGAAAGGCUGCACAAGAGGUUGGUUCAUCGUUCGUUAUUCUAGAGUCACCGUUUGUAAAUUGUUCUUCUGGGAGUGGGAAUACUAGUCCGAGUGAAGCUGAUUGUGGGCAAAAUGUUCAAGGUUUAGUCAGUAGCUUGGUUCCAAAACGGAUGGGUUCUGGGGUUUAUUCGAGUUUGAGGAGGUUUUGUCUCAACGAUGAUGUCCAAUCUCAGAUGGUAAGAAUUGUAUCUUCAAAUUUGGAUCCGCUGGCUUGCAUGUCUAGUCCUUCGAGUUCGGAUUCAAACUUGGGGUCAGAGAAGUUGCAAACUAUACCUGAGUACGAGGCUCCACCAUUUGCCCAGUCCAUCUAUCCUUUACUCGAGGAUCUUCACAAUAUUUUCACUGAUAUCCCAUCUAUUGGAAGGGCUCUAGUCCAUGCUCAACAGCUGCUCUCUGAUGUGAACAGGGGGCAAGCUGUAGAUAGUAGAACAGGGCUCUAG
This is a messenger RNA of Syzygium oleosum, 945 nucleotides long. RefSeq lists its product as uncharacterized. The record is from RefSeq and is a predicted model, not a curated record. The transcript has a single exon. The coding region runs from base 1 to 945 and encodes 314 amino acids. Lineage: Eukaryota; Viridiplantae; Streptophyta; Magnoliopsida; Myrtales; Myrtaceae.